Messenger RNA from Malania oleifera, 1903 nucleotides. RefSeq lists its product as uncharacterized. The transcript is spliced from 2 exons. The record is from RefSeq and is a predicted model, not a curated record. The coding region runs from base 659 to 1306 and encodes 215 amino acids. Lineage: Eukaryota; Viridiplantae; Streptophyta; Magnoliopsida; Santalales; Ximeniaceae.
UUGCAAAAAGUACUUAUCUGAAAAGGUGCUUGUAUAAGUAAUCUCAGACUCUUUGAGAAGACCAAGAAAGAAACCAAGAAGAAUAAGAGAAAGAAGGAAAAGAAAAAGUAGUAAGUAAUGUUUAGUUCACACGUAAAUAAGAACUUAUUUUAAAAAUUACUUUUUAAAAUUAUUAAAAAAAAAGUUUUUUUUGAAAAGGUGUUUUUUUGAAAAAAACAAAGUGCUUAUUUGUGGAAUGACGGCCAGCAGUGUGAACGACGGCCACGGUUGGUGAAUGACGGCCACCUACCAUGGUAGGUGAGCCAUUGCCACCUACCAUGGUGGGUGAACCACCACCACCUACCAUGAGAUCUUGCCACAAGCCAGAGGCUAUAAAUUGAGACCCACCACCGAAGCUAAACUACAAAUCUCAACUACAAGUUGUGUCCUCUUCUGUUUUUUUUUCCAUAUUUUAUUCUUUGUGUACAUGUUAAAUAGGGACCCGAGUAUGUAAAGAAUACACAAUUGAAUAUACAAUUGAUUCAUUCUCAUUCUCUACAUGGUAUCAGGGCUCGAGUUACUCUAAAACCCUAAGCAAUCCAUGGCUGCCCAAAAAGGAGACAGCCAUGAGUCCAGCCAGUAGACAGCCUAGGAAGGAGAGUUGGAGAUAACCUCCUCCAUGGGCUCGGCUGGUGUAUUUGAGAAUUCCCCACUCCAUCUUACUGUUGAAAAAUUCAAUGGUAAGAAUUACAGAGAAUGGGCACAAUCAAUCAAGCUUGUUAUCGACGGUAGGGGAAAGCUCGACUUUCUUAUCAGUGAGACUCGGCGACCACCUCCUACCGAUGCAGUGGCAUCCCAGAAAUGGCGGUCUGAGAACUCCUUGAUGACUUCAUGCUUGAUGAACACUAUGAAGCCAACCAUUGGAAAAACAUACUUGUUUCUCCCGACGGCAAAGAACGUGUUGGAUGUGGUGUGUGAGACAUACUCUGAUGCUGAAAAUGCUUCCCAGAUUUUCAAGUUGAAGACACAACUAUGGCUGACGAAGCAAGGAGAUCGGGAAGUCACGGAAUACUACAUCAAGAUGCUCGGACUAUGGCAAAAACUUGAUCUCAGCUGCGAAGAGGAAUGGGAAUGCACGGGUGACAGUGUACGUUUCAAGAAGAAGAUGGAGAACGAGAGAGUAUUUGAGUUUCUGCUAGGGCUGAACCGAGAGCUUGACGACUUGAGGAGCAAGAUUCUAGGUUGCCGGCCACUGCCCACCAUUCGAGAAGUCUUCUCUGAGGUUCGGCGUGAGGAAAGUAGGAGGAACGUGAUGUUGAAGGAGUAAAACAAGUCUGGGCCCGAGGCAUCAGCUCUUAUAACCCGUGGGCCUCAUACUGGAUCUAGCCCAAAACAGUCCAGAAGGCCCUAUUGUGAGCAUUGCAAAAAAAGGGGCCAUAAUAAAGACACCUGCUAAACCUUACAUGGAAAGCCCAUGGAUUAGAAGCCCACACAAUCCAAUAAAGCCCAUGGUCAUCACGCCUCCAUCGAAACCCAGGAAAAAAAAAUACCGACAGAAGCCCAUGACUCGACAGCUUCUAGUGGGGGAUUUAAUUCCGACCAACUUGUGAAAAUAUAUGAGCUAUUUUCCAAUUUCCAAGCCUCGGGUCAAUCCGCUAAUACUAGGUCAUCUAGCUCUUUAGCCCAUAAAGGACCUAUCAUUGGGGAAGACGUUUGGUAGUGCUAAGGAAUGUGACGGGCUAUACUACUUUGACUAAGCUAAUGUGAAUGGACCAUGUCCUCCUAUUGUUUGUAAUUUUGCAUGUAGUCCUAGGGAAAGUAAACUUUUGUUAUGGCACAAAAGGAUGGGACAUCCUAGUUUUUAGUAUUUGCAGCAAUUAUUUCCUUCAAUAUAUUCGAAUAAAAUUGCCUUGGAUUUUCAGUG